Molecule: messenger RNA, 3493 nt
Organism: Gambusia affinis (western mosquitofish)
Lineage: Eukaryota; Metazoa; Chordata; Actinopteri; Cyprinodontiformes; Poeciliidae
Exons: 13
Coding region: 37-2919 (960 amino acids)
Biological process (GO): negative regulation of T cell proliferation; positive regulation of T cell proliferation; immune response
Cellular component (GO): external side of plasma membrane
Source: RefSeq, a predicted model, not a curated record
CCGGUGACCUCAAAGAGAACGAGUCGCACCGAUUGGAUGAUGCAGAGCGACGAGGAAACGAGCGUCACGCAGCAGGUGAUUGUUGACACAACUCCAGUUUGUCCUCUACGGCUUCCCAUCAGGUUUUUGUUUCUGAUGAAAUGUGGCAGGAAAAUGUUGAGCUGCUCCGGAUUUCUGCUGAUGCUGCAGUUUGUGUGGCUGUGGGCCGUUUCCACUGGAGACGUCGACGUUUCCUGUGUCUACAUGCAGAGCUGCGUCCUGCCGUGUCGCUUCCACAGCAGCGAUGAGAUCCACAUCCACUGGGUUCAGCUGAAGGCCCGGCCGGUUCCGGUCCGCUCAUUUCACAGCCAUCAGAGUCAGCCGGGCCAGCAGGACCAGAACUUCAGAGGCAGAGCGUCUCUGUUCUGGGAUCAGAUCUCCAGAGGAAACGCCUCUCUGCUGCUGAGAGGGGUCAAAGUUCAGGACGAGGGGCGAUACGAGUGCGUGGCCAACAGCUCUGCUGCCAUCAGUCACUCGUUCAUCAACCUGAUGGUGGACGCUCCAGUCACUGAGCUAAAGAUCGAAGAGACGGGGAACAGGAUGAGCUGCAGCUCAGAGGGGAUCUACCCGAGUCCGGAGCACAGCUGGUCCUUUAAGGCCUCGUCCAACACCAGCGUCCAGAGCGCCAUCAGAGUGAGCCGGACCGCAGAGCAGCGUUACGACAUCAGCAGCUCCCUGACGCUGUCAGAGGGCGUUUCCUUCCUGACCUUCAGCUGCAGCUUCAGCACCAGGAGCAGCAGCAGGAGGCUCACCUUCUUCACACCAGCGUCUGAAACCAGCGUGUCCUGUGAUCUCAGUCAGAACUGCAUUUUACCAUGUCGGUUCAGGAACAGGAUUAGUGACAUGAAAUGGAUACAUGAAAUUUCAAAAUCUCUGAUUGUAUCUUAUGACCAUCGUGGCUCCAGUUACUCUGAGAGCUUCAGAUCCAGAGUGUCUCUGUUUGAGGAUCAGAUCUCCAGUGGAAACGUAGAUCUGCUGCUGAGAGGAGUGAAGGUUGAUGAUGAGGGAAGAUAUUGGUGCUUUGCAAAGACAAAUGACACCAAUUAUUUUAAUUAUGUUGACCUUACAGUAGAAGCUCCAGUCUCUGACAUCAGGAUCCAUCAGGAUGGAAACAGGAUCACCUGCAGCUCAGAGGGGAUCUACCCUCAACCUGAACUCACCUGGUCCACUGAGCCUCCAUCCAACACGACUCUGCAGAACAGAACCACAGUCCAUCAGACUGAGGAGAAGCUUUAUGACAUCAGCAGCUCUCUGACGGUUCCAGACGGUUCUGAUCGGACCUACAGCUGCACCAUCAGAACCAGGAAGAACUGGAGGACAGAAACUUCAACUAGAGCAGAGUCUGAAACCAGAGUGUCCUGUCUUCUCAACCAGGACUGCAUUUUACCAUGUCGGUUCAGGAAUCGGGUCACCAACAUGACAUGGGAACGUGAAAAAUCUCUGAUUGUAAGUUAUGACCAGGGUAACAUCAGAUCCUCUGAGAGCUUCAGAUCCAGAGCGUCUCUGUUUGAGGAUCAGAUCUCCAGAGGAAACGGAGAUCUGCUGCUGAGAGGAGUGAAGGUUGAUGAUGAGGGAACAUAUGAGUGUUAUGUAUUUACAACUGGGAUCUAUUAUAGACAUUCUGUCGUCCUUGCAGUAGAAGCUCCAGUUUCUGCAAUCAGCAUCUAUCAGGAUGAAAACUGGAUCAUCUGCAGUUCAGAGGGGAUCUACCCUCAACCUGAACUCAUUUGGUACCUCGGGGUUUCAUCCAACACGACUCUGCAGAACAGAACCACAGUCCAUCAGACUGAGGAGAAACUUUAUGACAUCAGCAGCUCUCUGACGGUUCCAGAUGAAGAUCCAGGUCAGAUCUACAUCUGUAAUAUCAGAACCAGGAUCAACAGCAGGGGAGCAGUUCUAAAUAAUCCAGAUACUGGAACCAGCGUGUCCUGUCUUCUCAACCAGGACUGUAUUUUACCAUGUCAGUUCGAGAACGGGAUUAAUGACAUGACAUGGCAACAUGAAAUUUCAAAUUCUUUGAUUGUAUCUUAUGACCAUCGUGGCUCCAGUUACUCUGAGAGCUUCAGAUCCAGAGUGUCUCUGUUUGAGGAUCAAAUCUCCAGAGGAAACGGAGAUCUGCUGCUGAGAGGAGUGAAGGUUGAUGAUGAGGGAAGAUAUGAGUGCACUCCAAAGAUAAAUGGCGUCUAUUAUAAACGUCUUGUUUUCCUUACAGUAGAAGCUCCAGUCUCUGACAUCAGGAUCCAUCAGGAUGGAAACAGGAUCACCUGCAGCUCAGAGGGGAUCUACCCUCAACCUGAACUCACCUGGUCCACUGAGCCUCCAUCCAACACGGUUCUGCAGAACAGAACCACAGUCCAUCAGACUGAGGAGAAGCUUUAUGACAUCAGCAGCUCUCUGACGGUUCCAGAGAAUGAGACUGAUUGGAUCUACAGCUGCACCAUCAGAACCAGGAAGAACCAGAGGAGAGCAACUUUAGCAGAACCAGGUGCUGAAGUUACAAUCUGCUGCACUUCCUUAAACAUUUCUAAGUCCAGUUUGGUCUGGAGGUUCAACCAGCGUCAGAUCAUCCUGACCAAGACUGACAGAAACAUCUCCAGCAUCUCAGAGGACUGGAGGAAACAUGUGAGGAAAGUUUCAGCGUCCGGCAGCCUCACCUUACAGGAUGUGACCUCAGAUCAGGAGGGAGUUUACAGCUGUGAGCUCAGCCAUGAUGAGGAGACCAUUAUAACUCACCUCUAUCUGAGGAGGACUGGAGAGAAUCUGGUGGUUCCUGAACUCAUCAGAUGGACGGUGGUUUGUGUUGUGAUUGCAGCAGCAGCAGCUGGAUUCAUAAUGUUCUACAAGAAGAAACUGGAGGAAAGUGAAGCUCUGCAGCUUUAACCCUUUCAUUCACAUUCAGAGAGUGGUUUAGUUUUAAUGCCGUUCUCACAUUUUACCCGUCAAGAUGAUUCAUGAGCUUUGAUGUAGUUUCACAAAAUGAUCAGCUCUUCAUGUUCUUCAGCUGAUUCUUAUAUUUAGAGACAUUUCUGUUUUUAUUUUUAUGAUGAUUUCAUCUCCUGCCCAGCAGGGGGCGCAGCUAAACAUAUUCUUUAUAUUCUACCAGCUAAACUUUCUCAGAGCUUUAUCAGUAAAAUGUUUAUUUCUGUAGAAAAUUAAUUUUAUUACAUAAGUAUCUGAUUUAUGAGCUUUGAUGUAGUUUAACAAAACGAUUAGUUCUUCAUGUUCUUUAAUUAUUUCUCACAUUUGUAAAUAUUUGUUGUUAUUUUUUUCCUAAAUGUGAUGAUUUUAUAGUUUCAUCUUCUGCCCAGCAGGGGGCGCAGCUAAACAUAUUCUUUAUAUUCUACCAGUUUAUCAGAAAAGUAUCAAUAAAAUGUUUAUCUCUGAAGAUUUUCUUUCAUUAUUUCUUUUGUUACAUAAAUUCUUUGUUCUUCAAUAAACCAAAUAAAAAUUAAAA